This is a messenger RNA of Aricia agestis (brown argus), 915 nucleotides long. Its product is annotated as kininogen-1-like. The record is from RefSeq and is a predicted model, not a curated record. The transcript is spliced from 2 exons. Lineage: Eukaryota; Metazoa; Arthropoda; Insecta; Lepidoptera; Lycaenidae. Bases 558 to 806 code for a protein of 82 amino acids.
CCCUUGUCGCCAGUACAUCAUGAGACACCACAAGUGUAAGGUCUUCGGUCGUGGAAUGAAGAAGCACGGGGGAGGACCAAAGGGUUUUGGUCCUUGUAUGAUUGGUCCCUGUGACUUUGGUCCUGAAUUUGAGGGUUGCAAACGCGGCCAUGGAAAGCCUCAUAAACGGGGACAUGAUCAUGGACACCGCCAUGGCCACUGGCAUCAUGGAGCUGAGGGGCACGGGCAUAUGAGUCAUCACCAUGGCUUUCAUGGACCACACGGUCAUGGACCACAUGGCCACGGAAAACAUGGUCACCACGGACCUCUAGGUCAUCGUCAUGGUGGUCCUGGUCAUCACGGACCACAUGGUCAUAAAGGACCACAUGGUCAUAAAGGACUGCAUGGUCAUAAAGGACCGCAUGGCCACGGACUAGGCCAUCAUCAUGGGCAUGGUCAUCACCAUGGUGGUCCUCAUCAUGGACCAGAAAAGCGUUGCAGCAGACGCGGUCAAGGCAAACUCUUCAAGAAUUUGUCCAAGGAGGAACUCCUGAUGGUUCUGAUAAGUGCGAUAGAAGAUGCUCCCAAGGUCACAGAAGAGUCGCAGAAGGAAGACUGUCAGGAGUGUACCAAUGAGCAGGAACAGGGAACAGAGGAAUCUUCUGCCCAAGCUGGUGACUGUCAGGAGUGUACCAAUGAGCAACAGGAAAAAGAACAGUCUUCUGGCCAAGCUGGUGAUUGUCAGGCGUGUACCAAUGCUGAGAAGGGCGGUGAUGAGGCAAUGGAGCCCGAACCAGAAAAAGUGUAAAAGAUACACUGAGCUGUAAAAUGAAGGCUUCAACCUCAGCGCCAAAUGAUACUUGACAAACAGCGUGAAAAAUUGAGAUAAGAAAUACAAAAAAAAAUAGCGCUAUAAUUAUCUAUUUUAAAUAUUUG